Molecule: messenger RNA, 567 nt
Organism: Rodentolepis nana
Lineage: Eukaryota; Metazoa; Platyhelminthes; Cestoda; Cyclophyllidea; Hymenolepididae
Source: the annotation of a GenBank genome assembly
AUGUUUAAAUAUGUAUUUUUUGUUAAUUUCAUGAUUCAUAAUACUAUUUCAAUGUCCUUUCUUCCCAUAGAUCCAUCAAAACGCGAAUGUGAGGACUUAUCGGAGCAACAAGCUGACUAUGUAUCAGAAUCGGCGUUGAUGGAAAAGUUGAAGGAUGGUCUGAUUCUUCAUCGGUUAUGGAUAGGCCUAGAUGUUUUUGAGACCGAUGAAAAGGGUAAGACCAUUUCGUCUACGAAACCGCUCACUGAAGGAACUGUUUUCUCUCUAUGCGGAUCUCUUCGUGGACAAGCUGGUUUGUUUGUCGGCAAAGCUAUAUCAACUGAUGUUAUCAACGAGGAGCCGAAAAUUCCAUUUGGAAGCGCAAGCACCCAAUCGCUGAAAGGCUCGGUGGUUUUUAUGCGGAAGGGCAAUUUUUUUGUUCGCGGCUAUGUCCACCUACUGCCUCUACCUUCCAAAGAUGGUAGUGAAGGGUUCAUGGGGAUGGAUGUCAAAAUUCCUCCUACGCAUCUCUACUUUGGACCUAUUCAGGAGACCUCGCAUUCGUUUCUCUUCCAUGUACGUGAGUAA